Messenger RNA from Eruca vesicaria subsp. sativa (arugula), 584 nucleotides. The record is from the annotation of a GenBank genome assembly. NCBI's taxonomy places the organism in Eukaryota, Viridiplantae, Streptophyta, Magnoliopsida, Brassicales, Brassicaceae.
ACUCUCAAUUUUAGAAAACUCAUAACAUCUCUAAACAACUCAAAACCCUAACAAAUCUCUGAAAUGGCGUUCUCUAAAGCUUCCGUUGUUGCUCUCGUCGCGGUGAUUGUCUCCGUCGUAGCUACCGUCGCUUCUGCUCAGGUUGAGGCACCGGCUCCAAGUCCUACCUCUGGAUCUGGUGUUUUCUCGCCGUCCAUCGUGUCAGCUGGUGUUGCAGCAGUUGCAGCUCUUGUUUUCGGCUCUGCUCUUCGGAUCUAAGUCUUAUGCACAGAGAUAGUUUUUGAAAAUUUUCCGUAUGGUAUAUUCGUGUGUAUUCCGGAGCUAUAUAGAUCUUGCCUCUUCUAUUACUAUAUCUACCCUUCAUGUCGUGACGUUGUGAUUUUCUAGACGAUUUUUUAGUUAAUGCGAUAUUGUUUUUGGUUGUGAUUAUAUUUUUAUAUUUUAUUUAUUCAUGGAUGUUUCUCAGAUUUGUCUUUUCCGUUCUCUGCUUUAAUUAUUUAUCCAACUUAUGCUUACGAUACGAGCUUCGUUAUUAUUAUCCUACGCGUUCAAAAUCGAAUCAUUCCAUCCCGAAAUUAAAUUGA